Molecule: messenger RNA, 1470 nt
Organism: Vitrella brassicaformis
Lineage: Eukaryota; Vitrellaceae
Source: the annotation of a GenBank genome assembly
ACAGACGGACACAUCCAUCCAUCCACCUCGCGUGUGUGCGUGUGUGCGUGUGUGCGUGAGGGGGCCGGGUCGCCGAUGUAUGUACUUGUGUAUGUGUUCGUAUUUGUGACUCUUGAGUGAGAGAGGCGAGAGAGUGCUGCCGCUACUAUUACUACUGCUGCUGCUACUGCUGCUGCUAUGUACAUACAAACAUCAUGUGCAUGCGUUCUUGACGUUUGGCGUUUGGCGUGGCUGGAUGGAUGGAUGGAGGACACACACGAGCCGCCGUUGAUUGAAACAAGCCAAGCACGCAAAGUCGCCCACUCAUCAGCCAGACCCCACAACACCACCAAUCCCUCUCUCUCUCAUCUCUCUCUCCCUCCCUCUCUCCCUCCCUCCCUACAGCAUUCGCUCAUCAUUCUCUCCGCGUUCGUCCGUCUCACAUCGUGAGCACCCACACUGACCGGCAGGCUGGAUAAGAUAGGAUGAGCUCAGAUGAGAUCAGAAGUCCAGCCCCGCCGCUCUCGCACCCUCAGCCACGGCUUUCACCUUACCAUGAUACCUACACACAACACAACACAACAGAAUGUAGCACAACAAACAUCCCACAAGUCGGCCGACCCACUGUGGCGUGUCACAUCGUCACAUCGUCACAGGCGUACGUACCUGUACUGUCCCCUGUCGAACCAGACUUUCCAUAUGCCCUUCUCCAGCGACUUCUUCCCCAGCAGCUUCCCAACCUCAUACGCCGCCGCCACCGUGUCGCCGUUCAAGCGCUCGCCAGCUCCUGACACACCCACCAAUGGCACCGAUGGGAUGAGCGUUGCAGGCAGGCAGGCAGGCAGGCAGGCAGGCAGAGCCAAUACAGCAUCCAUCCAUCCAUCCAUCUAUCGACCUCGCUCACUGACAAUCCUUCCUUAAGUACCUACCCAUUCUGGUGGGCACAGAUCUGAGCAAUGGUCUGAUCUCCGGGCUCAGUGUGCACGCCGACGCGAGCGUGUGGUAGACCUCGUCGUCGACCACCAUGGCGUAGAUGUGGUUGUUGGACUUCUUGACCGUGAUCCGCGGCCGCCGCUCACCCAAGUGGAUGUCCUCGGGCACGUCCGCCGCCUUCGCACCCACUGGCGUCUUGGCAACCUCCUCCUCAACCUGAGCGAGCGAUUGAUGAAUGAAUGGAUCAGCCAGUGGCUGGCUGCAUCCCAUCUGUCCAUCCACCCACCCCUGUCUGCCCACCGUAGUGUCAGGUUGUUCCGGCGGCGGGGCGUCAUCGGCUUCGGCAGCGAGGACAGCUGACGCCGGCAGCCUGCGUUGCCGGGCCUGCCACCGGUGGGAUCUCUGAGAUGUCGGUGAGGAUGAGCUUCUGAGGGAGAGGAGGGGGAGCGGGGAGCCGGGAGAGGAGAGGAAGGCGUCCGCCGAGGCGGCGAUGCAGAUCAUGCUGACCACACACUGAGCCAGCCACUUCAUUUCGAAGACCACAAGGCUGGUUUCUCC